Messenger RNA from Orbicella faveolata, 2543 nucleotides. RefSeq names its product DNA-binding protein D-ETS-3-like. Lineage: Eukaryota; Metazoa; Cnidaria; Anthozoa; Scleractinia; Merulinidae. Gene Ontology annotation, molecular function: DNA-binding transcription factor activity, RNA polymerase II-specific; sequence-specific DNA binding. Gene Ontology annotation, biological process: regulation of transcription by RNA polymerase II; cell differentiation. Gene Ontology annotation, cellular component: nucleus. The record is from RefSeq and is a predicted model, not a curated record.
AUACUCAUUAUAGUUUUACUAAUCUUUGCAGUUUUAUUCAGCAAAGUCCCCAAAACAACUAAGCUGUUCGAGUUUAUUCUGGACAUUCUGUCGGAGCCGCGAUACUCUUCAGUCAUUUCAUGGGAAGGAACAAAUGGCCAGUUCGCGAUCAAACGACCUGACCAAGUGGCUUAUCUGUGGGGUGAGAGGAAUGGUCGAACAAACAUGACUUACCAGAAGUUUAGCCGAGCUUUACGUUACUACUACCACAAGAAGGUUGUGUGCAAAAUUCCCGGACGGAACUGCGUGUACAAGUUCAACUUCCCAGAACUCGAGAAGCAGUACGGUUAUCACAGCAGCGUGAUAUUUCCGGCCACAACAGAGCCCAGUGGUAACAGAAACAGCUACGAGAUUCCCGCCACUGUUGCCAAUCACUUUCAGAAUGCAAACUCCGAGUUCCAUUUUCCUGGCACAAGGGAGUUCAUUGGUAAUGACAACUACGAGAUUCCCGCUUCUUUUCACUCCCUUCAGCAUCCAAACACCGCAAACGCGGCAGUGGCGGAAACACUGUAUUCCGUACGUUCCCCUGUGGUGGUACGCAUGAUUACACAUGAAAGCCAAAGCCUGCUGCAUUCACCCUCCUAUCCAAAUCCACGUUAUUUUCACUACUGCUGAACAGGUAUAAACCCCCAUUUUAAGGUUUUUCAUUUGUUCAAUAUGCCAACGUGACUGACAAUCUGAGCUUUUGUGUUAGGGUCAUUAUAAGACAGACCGAUAUGAUGAUUAUAAACUCUCUUUACAGUGUGAGUUAAUCACUUAAUAUUCACUCUAAUUGAUUUUGUUAAACCUCAGCUAACUCUUUCCACACUCCUGCAAUUCUGUCUGAUAGUAAAGUAAGGAGGUGCAAAACGGAAGGCUCGGUUGUUCAGUUUGAUGUGGGAUACCCCCACUCCCUUACGCAUUCGGAAAGGGGCUUGAGAGAUCAGCAGAACUCGAGUCUAGUUCAAUCAGAGAACGAAUACAGUGUUUGUGCGAUAAUCCGUAAUAAUAAUUGCACCUUUUGGUGGACAAAAGUAAGGUUAGUGACUUGGUUCAGACAACAAAGUUUCAGAAACCGAGGCUAUCGCGAACCAAUUAUUUCUUCAGACGAUGACAACGCUUUCACGGAAUUUGUACUUCCCGUUCAACGAACGCUUUGUUUGUAAGAUCGCCUCUGUCACAUUUUUAAACUGCCUCAUAUCUUAAUGGUUUUCCUAGGUUGACAAGCUGCAUUAAUCGCAUAUUAUUUUAAUUUCGUCUUUUAGCAGUUAUUUGGCGUUGUCAGAUCCGCAUGUAAUUUAAACCUGAAUUUUUAGCAAAUUUUCAAAAUUAUGCGUUUCGAAGAUGUUUUGAAGACGUUGUACCAAACGAGGUUUAGCAUUCGUGCACUUAAAUUCUUCCAUUGAAGAAUUGUUACACAUGUAUAUAACGAUCUUUUCAAUCUUAUGUAACCACGAUACAUUAUUGUCAUUUCUGUACUGUAUUAUGUAUCGAGUAAUUUCGUGAAGUUAACGUAUUUUCAGCAAUAUUUUGUUCAUGAAAUGUAAGCAGUGGUGUGAAAAAAAUAAAUAAAGCAAAUGACAGAGUUUCUCAAACGAAUGUACUUUUGCUGACCUUUAAUUCAUUUAAUUGUUGUUUGACGAUCAACUUCAAAGGUUUGUCAAUUGUCAGUGAAUUUUUCAUACUAUGCACCGAAAAAAGGGGCGACUUUUUUUCCUCAAUCGGUAACGGUAGGGAGGAAGGGAUGUUUAUGUAGUGAUCCCGGUAUUUGCGUAAUAAUUUGUCGAAAACUAACUUCAUUGACAAAGUAAAUUGAAAUUAACCACAAGCCACUUGUCCCCACAUUUAUGAUGGACUAAGUAUCUAUACCUUCUUUGCACCUGGGAUACGCGCCUUAUUAAAUCUCACUCGACCUGUGACACUAAAAACCUCGUCUACGUGAUUCAAUAUUUUGUAAUACUAUAGACAACCCUAACCCCAAAUCGAAACCUACUUACAGUUGCUGAACAUGUCCUCUCCUCUCCCAACCAUAAUACCAACGACAUGCAAUACACUAAUCCCAAUCCGUUUGGUGAGGAAAGCUUUUUCAAUAAUUGUAAAAAGGAGAACAAUUAAUUCUGAUGAUCUUAACCUCCGCGGAGAAAAAUAAAAACAAACUUAACUGACAGGAUGUAAAUUAAAAAUAAGUUAAAAUAAACAGAUGAAAUAGAGAUACGAUAAAGAAUAAACAAUAAAGGGAAAUUUUAAUUUCCCUUUAUUGUUUAUUCUUUAUCGUAUCUCUAUUUCAUCUGUUUAUUUUAACUUAUUUCUAAUUUACACCCUGUCAGUUAAGUUUGUUUGUACCAUGCGAGACAGAGAUUCCCUUCUAUUUCUACUCGUUUAUGAGCGCGGAGAACCUCUGCUCGACCGCACGAUUUUCUGUUGUGGAUGCGCGAGCUAUGUCAGCAUGUCAGAUUUAUCAUGCUUUGUCCUGCGAAACGUUUGCACGUGAUCAAAUUUUUAGUUCACCUAUUUUCGGUUCCAUU